AUGACUUCAUCAAAUAGGCACUGGCCUAGUUUGUUCAAAUCAAAGCCCACCUACACCGCUCAUCAGGACCACCAAUGGCAGUCCCAUGGCUCGAACCAUGCUCUCACUUCUGCUUCCCACAGAUCAUCUCCUCACACUUAUGGAUGUGACAAAAGGACCCCGGAACCAAAGCCUAGAUGGAAUCCUAAACCCGAGCAAAUUCAGAUCCUUGAAACCAUUUUCAACUCAGGAAUGAUAAACCCUCCGAGAGAUGAAAUAAAAAAAAUCCGAGCUCGACUGCAAGAGUAUGGCCAAGUCGGUGACGCCAACGUCUUCUACUGGUUCCAGAACAGGAAAUCUAGGAGCAAAAACAAGUCCCGCCGCCUCCAAAAAUCACAAAGUCGCCAAGCUCAGCCUGUCUCUCCGGCUGCCACCAAGGCAGCAACCACCUCUUCAUCGUCCUACUCAGACAAUUCCUCAUCCAAGUCAACUGAGUUCCUUUUGCACUCCUAUUUAGGUGGUGGUGGGGGGGCUGGUUCCCACCAGCAACACCAUGGACAUUUCUUUCAGGAAUCGUUCUUUUUCCCUGUGGUGCAACAAGCAUCUCUGGCACCUACGACUGCGAGUUGCACACAAGAUUUUUUCUUUCCCGAUGUGAGCACGAUGAUUAAUCAGGAAAAUCGUCCAAGGAAUAAUAAUGACCACACGGUUUUGAGUAGCACUAGCAUGUCGUUUACUGAUUUGAUGAUGAAUCCUCAAUAUGGAAUCCCAAAUAAGCAUUCUAAAAGCAAGGCCGAGGUUGAAGAAGAGGAUAUUAUCAAAACGUUAACUCAUAGUACACCAUCACCACCACCACCUGCAAUUCCUACUUCACUUGUCCCUCCAGCUCCUACUUCAACUAUUAUUCCAUUAACUAUAAAUGAUGUUGAAGGUGAGGGAGGUGGAAUGGGGAAGUUAAUAGUGUUUAUCAACGAUGUGCCUUUUGAGGUGGCGGUUGGACCCUUUAAUGUCAAGGAGGCGUUUGGGAGUGAUGCGGUGCUCAUAGACUCCUCUGGACAUACUGUGGUGACAAACGAUUGGGGGGUCACUACCCAGUCUCUCCAGCAUGGUGCCUUUUAUUACCUCAUGCGUCUAUACACAGAUGAUCAUGCUGGCGCUAUUGAUUUGAUCUAG
This is a messenger RNA of Lactuca virosa, 1152 nucleotides long. The record is from the annotation of a GenBank genome assembly. Lineage: Eukaryota; Viridiplantae; Streptophyta; Magnoliopsida; Asterales; Asteraceae.